UUGAAACGUGGUAAAAGAUCGUCAUCCUCCGACGGGGAGCGGGACGGAGGUGCCUUUCUUCCUCUCUGUAGGAAAAUGAACAUGCUUCUUUUGCAGCCGCCGCCGCCGCCGUUAUCCACUCGCUUGCCGCCCGCUCGCUUCAGUUUUCCGAUUCUCAGCCACCAUCGCCUCCUCCAGCGGCCCCCAUUUUCGGCCUCCCUAACCAACGCCGUCGCAUCCAAUUCGCCGGUCUGCAAACACCUCGACGGCGACGACGACGUCGCUUCUCUUCGAAACCGUCGAUACGACUUUGCGCCGCUCCUCCAAUUCUUGAGCACGGUGGCCUCGGAUUUCGACUCAACUUCGCCGGACUCACUGGAGCCCUCCGAGCUCCGGCUCGCCGAGGCCUACCGGGCGGUGCCGAGCCCGCUCUGGCACUCGCUUCUUAAAUCCCUCUGCUCAUCGUCGUCCACGAUUCCGAAUGCUUACGCGCUCGUCACUUGGCUGCAAAAGCACAACCUCUGUUUCUCGUACGAAUUGCUCUACUCGAUUCUCAUUCACGCGCUUGGACGCUCCGAGAAGCUUUACGAAGCGUUCUUGCUAUCUCAGCGGCAGGCCUUAACUCCACUGACUUAUAACGCCCUAAUUGGGGCUUGCGCCCGCAACGACGAUCUCGAGAAGGCGCUCAAUUUGAUGUCUCGGAUGCGUCGCGAUGGAUACCAACCCGAUUUCGUUAACUACAGCUUGGUUAUUCAGUCGCUUACUCGAAGUAACGAGAUUGAUUCGGUAUUGCUGGUGAAGCUGUACGAGGAAAUUGAGGCAGAUAAGAUUGAGCUCGAUGGGCAGUUGCUAAAUGACAUAAUUGUAGGGUUUGCGAAGGCUGGUGAUGCGAAUCGAGCCAUGUUCUUCUUGGCUAUGAUUCAAGGGAAUGGGUUGAGCCCAAGAACUGCAACUAUUGUUGCAGUAAUAUCGGCAUUGGGGAAUUCUGGGAGGACAGUGGAGGCAGAGGCUAUUUUUGAGGAGUUGAGGGAUGGUGGAUUGAAGCCUAGAACACGAGCUUACAAUGCCCUGCUUAAAGGAUAUGUGAAGAGUGGAUCUUUGAGAGAUGCUGAGUCAAUUGUAUCUGAAAUGGAAAGAAGUGGGGUGUCUCCUGAUGAGCAAACUUACAGUCUUCUUAUCGAUGCUUAUGUGAAUGCAGGCCGGUGGGAGAGCGCGAGAAUUGUGCUGAAGGAAAUGGAAGCUAGCAAUGUGCAGCCCAAUUCGUAUGUUUUUAGCAGGAUUUUGGCAGGUUAUCGUGACAGAGGUGAGUGGCAAAGAUCAUUUCAAGUUCUAAAAGAAAUGAGGAAUAGCGGGGUGCGCCCUGACAGGCAUUUUUACAAUGUCAUGAUUGAUGCUUUUGGGAAGUAUAAUUGUCUUGAUCAUGCCAUGGCCACAUUUGAGAGGAUGAGAUCAGAGGGGAUUCAGCCCGAUAGUGUCACUUGGAACACUCUUAUAGAUUGUCAUACUAAGUUAGGGCAUCAUAAGAAAGCAGAGGAACUGUUUGAGGAAAUGCAGGAAAGUGGAUGCUUACCUUGCACCACCACUUAUAAUAUAAUGAUCAAUUCUUUUGGGAAGCAGGAGAGAUGGGGGGAAGUCAAGAGCUUGAUGGGGAAAAUGCAGGGUCAGGGGUUGCUGCCCAAUGUUGUUACUUACACCACACUUGUCGAUAUUUAUGGUCAAUCGGGCAGAUUUAAUGAAGCUGUUGAUUGCUUGGAGGACAUGAAGUCUGCAGGGUUAAAACCAUCCUCAACCAUGUACAAUGCCUUGAUUAAUGCUUACGCACAGAGGGGCUUGUCCGAGCAAGCAGUACAUACAUUUAGGGUCAUGAGAUCUGAUGGUCUGAAGCCAAGUAAUUUGGCUCUCAAUUCCUUGAUCAAUGCAUUUGGUGAGGACAGGAGGGAUGCUGAAGCCUUUGCUGUAUUGCAGUAUAUGAAAGAAAACGAAUUGAAACCAGAUGUAGUUACCUAUACUACCCUUAUGAAAGCUCUAAUCCGUGUGGAAAAGUUUGAUAAGGUUCCAUCUGUUUACGAAGAAAUGAUUUUGUCUGGCUGCACUCCAGACAGGAAAGCUAGAGCAAUGCUACGCUCUGCUCUGAGGUACAUGAAGCAGGCGCUGAGAUCAUAAGGACAAUCCCCGAGUCGUCCAGCUGGAAGCUCAAUGAUUAAACUACUAUGCCGGUGGUAGUUUUUUAUGGACAGAAGGUUGUUCUCAGAUGAAGGGGCAUUCUAUUCUAUCAGAGGAACUCCUAGUAUGAUGAUCUGGCAGGUCAAGAAUGAAGAAAAUUACCAAAGCUGAAGAUCUGAAAAUGGGGAAAGACUUGAAACAGGCUUCCCCACGCCCUCCAGCAAACACAAGAUAAAUGCUGUUACACAGUAUUUUUGCAAGCAUAAGAGCCCGUCUUUGUAUUAUAGUGCAUCAUUGUACCUGGAAAUAAAUGUUACAGAUUUUUGCAUUCAUUAAUCAUUGUGUAUUUAUUAUUACAUUGUCUAGUUGAACGCAAAAAUGUAGAAUAGAUGAUUAUUCUGCAUACCUAUAUAUGAAGGCAAAUCAUAGUAGCAAAGUAAAGUUAUUUCUUCGCGAUUAAAA
This is a messenger RNA of Diospyros lotus (date-plum), 2604 nucleotides long. Its product is annotated as pentatricopeptide repeat-containing protein At5g42310, chloroplastic. Bases 76 to 2142 code for a protein of 688 amino acids. The record is from RefSeq and is a predicted model, not a curated record. The transcript is spliced from 5 exons. Gene Ontology annotation, cellular component: chloroplast. Gene Ontology annotation, molecular function: protein binding. Lineage: Eukaryota; Viridiplantae; Streptophyta; Magnoliopsida; Ericales; Ebenaceae.